AUGUGUAUUUUGUUUCCUAGAAAACAGAACGAUAUUGAAAAUGAUUUGAAGCAAAUAAAUGAUGGCAUACGCGAUAAUCACAAAACAGGAAGUAGGUCAUCAGAUACAUCACAAAGUCUAUCAUCUUUACCAUCGUCUCAGAUUGCGACACAAGCGGUUGACACUUCCAAUACAAAGUUUGCAACGAAUUUCUUUGCAAAUACGUCUUUUGCAUUCGAUGCACUUAUCAAUAUACUCAAAUAUUUGAAGAUACACGAACGUUCACGUGCAGCUUCCGUUUGUAAAUUAUGGAAUAUUGCAGCUAAAGAUACAACUUUAUGGAAAACUGUGCGUAUGAAAAAUGCAAAGGUUUCUGAUUGGGAGUGUUUUGCGGCAUCUCUACGCCGUGGUGAAACUAGACAUUUGGAUCUACGUAAAAUGUUAAUUGUAACUUCUAAGGCUGAAGAAAUGUGGAAUGACUUCCUGGAACAUAUUGGUACAGUUUGUUCAUUGGAAACCAUUGACUUAUGUCGGUGCUCGGCCCGUGUGGUUGAAAGUCUUUUUCUCACCAAUAAAAAAUUGCGCGUUUUAAAUGCAUUAGCAAUAAAUGAUGAUGUUAUAAAUUUGGAAAACAUUGUCUAUAUGCAAGAGCUGAAGGAGUUGCGCUUACGUACAAUUGAAGCUGGUGUCAUCGGAGGAGAACUUAAUCCAUUACAAUGUUUAGACAACCUGACCCAUCUCUCAAUAACCGCUAUACGUGGUCUCGGCGCAAAGGGUGUUGAUGUGUUUGGUGAACUUGUACAGUUGCGUUCAUUAGAAUUGGGUGAAUGUGGUGACUUUGAUUCAACUUUUGCGAAAGAUGUGUUGCCAAAAUUAAACAACUUAAAUCGUUUACGUCUGGAAAAUGGCACAAGUACUAAUUGUGAUACACUAGAGAUUCUAGAAUCAGUUGCAAAUCUGAAGCAGUUAACACAACUUGAAUUAGUAAACUUUGAUAUUCAACCCACUUUUGAUGAUAAACUGCGUCAGUGUACCAAUAUUAAAAAGUUGCUAAUCAUUCCAACAUAUAUUUCGCAGUCUGCUACAACAAAUCGUAUAAUGCUUAGUGCAGUUCAGAAAGUGCCAGAUACUUUAAAGGUGUUUACUUGGGGAGUUACAAUAGAAUUGCUUAGAGUAACAGCAUUAUAUAUGGAUCAAUGUAAGGAAACAAGCAAAAAGAAAAAAGUUCACGUUAAUGAACGUAUACCAGUUUUAAAACCAGUCCCUGGUGCUUUACCGGCACUUACAAAAGAUGAAGAAGAGGAAACAGAGCAUGUAAAUGAUGAUGCAGAUAAUAGUGAACUACCGCAGCUGGAAUUGUUACCUCUUGAUAAAAUAGAAGCCAUUAUGGCUGCAAAUAUGCCCAAUACAAAGUUCACGAUAGUAAAAAUGCCUUACAAUGCAACAUGCAGACAACAAUUGGUAGAGUAAGGAUAACAUAUUGAUAUAAAUUAUUUUCAUUAGCCAGCCAAUAAUAUAAUAAACCAACAAUGAAAUGUUUAGUCAAUGCCAAACACUGUUUGCAAUGAUUUUUGCGUUUUUAAGAGAUAACCGCUUCUCUUUCUAAAACUGUAUAGUUUUUGUUUAUUAUAUAAAUAAUUUAUUUUAUGUAAAAUCGAAGUAAAUUAAAAAAGAA
Molecule: messenger RNA, 1654 nt
Organism: Teleopsis dalmanni
Lineage: Eukaryota; Metazoa; Arthropoda; Insecta; Diptera; Diopsidae
Exons: 2
Coding region: 1-1449 (482 amino acids)
Molecular function (GO): protein binding
Source: RefSeq, a predicted model, not a curated record